CCUGGAGCUCGCCGAGGGCGCGGGGGAAGCGCCCCGGCCCCUUUAAGGUGCGGCGCUCGGCGAAGUGCGGGCAGGCGGCCCGCGAGCCGGCGCGGGGCCAGGAGCCGGGUAGGGAAGUCCUGCCUCCCCCUCCGCCCGCACCGGGCCUCGCGGGGCCCGCACCCUCCGCCCACCGCACCGCGAGGGCCAUGCGGCGCCUCUGAACCAUGUCGUCCUCCUACGCCAAGAACGGGGCGGCGGACGGACCGCACUCCCCCAGCUCGCAGGUGGCCCGAGGCACCACGACCCGGAGGAGCAGGUUGAAAAGAUCCGAUGGCAGCACUACUUCCACCAGCUUCAUUCUCAGACAGGGUUCAGCAGAUUCCUAUACAAGCAGGCCGUCGGAUUCCGAUGUCUCUUUGGAAGAGGACCGGGAAGCGAUUCGGCAAGAGAGAGAACAGCAAGCAGCUAUCCAGCUUGAGAGAGCGAAGUCCAAACCUGUAGCGUUUGCAGUGAAAACGAACGUGAGCUACUGCGGCGCCCUGGAUGAGGAUGUGCCCGUUCCCAGCACAGCCAUCUCCUUUGACGCCAAGGACUUUCUUCACAUCAAAGAGAAAUAUAACAACGAUUGGUGGAUAGGAAGGCUGGUCAAAGAGGGCUGCGAGAUUGGCUUCAUCCCAAGUCCGCUGCGGCUGGAGAACAUACGCAUUCAGCAAGAGCAGAAAAGGGGCCGAUUUCAUGGCGGGAAAUCGAGUGGAAACUCUUCCUCCAGUCUCGGAGAAAUGGUGUCAGGGACGUUUCGAGCGACCCCCACAACAACAGCAAAACAGAAGCAGAAAGUGACGGAGCACAUCCCUCCCUACGAUGUUGUGCCAUCAAUGCGCCCAGUGGUGUUAGUGGGGCCAUCCCUGAAAGGUUAUGAGGUAACAGACAUGAUGCAGAAAGCCCUCUUUGAUUUCCUGAAGCACAGGUUUGAUGGGAGGAUAUCAAUAACAAGAGUGACAGCUGACAUUUCUCUUGCUAAGAGGUCUGUCCUCAACAAUCCCAGCAAGAGAGCAAUCAUUGAACGCUCCAACACCAGAUCCAGCUUAGCGGAAGUACAGAGUGAAAUUGAGAGAAUUUUUGAAUUGGCGAGAUCUUUGCAACUGGUUGUUCUUGAUGCAGACACCAUCAACCACCCAGCACAGCUUAUCAAGACAUCCUUAGCCCCCAUCAUUGUUCACGUGAAAGUCUCCUCUCCGAAGGUUUUACAGCGGCUGAUUAAGUCCAGAGGAAAGUCUCAGAGCAAACACUUGAAUGUUCAACUGGUGGCAGCCGAUAAACUGGCCCAGUGCCCGCCUGAAAUGUUUGAUGUUAUAUUAGAUGAGAAUCAGCUGGAGGAUGCGUGUGAGCAUCUGGGCGAGUACUUGGAGGCAUACUGGCGUGCCACCCACACAAGCAGUAGCACCCCCAUGACCCCAUUGCUGGGGAGGAAUGUGGGCUCCACAGCCCUUUCACCAUAUCCCACAGCAAUCUCUGGAUUACAGAGUCAGCGAAUGAGGCACAGCAACCAUUCUACGGAGAAUUCUCCCAUCGAGAGACGAAGCCUAAUGACCUCUGAUGAAAAUUACCACAACGAGAGGGCUCGUAAGAGUAGGAACCGCUUGUCCUCCAGCUCCCAGCACAGCCGAGACCACUACCCUCUGGUGGAAGAAGAUUACCCCGACACGUACCAGGACCCUUACAAGCCCCAUAGGAACCGGGGCUCACCUGGGGGAUACAGCCAUGACUCCCGACAAAGGCUUUGAGGCUGCCGGAACAAACAAACAAAACUACUCAUCUGUUGACAAUUUGCCAUAGCACUGCUAGGAGAAAUCAAUCAUCUUAAUUUGGCAAGCACAGCACAGCAUCUGCUGUGCGGUGGGCUGCGGUCAUUUGAUCUAAGGGGCAAGAGUUAAAUAGAAAUACUUUAUGCCCUUGAGUCUAGAUGGGUAUUCGAUGCCCAGUCAUAUAGGUAUUUUUAAGUACUACAUUUACAUGAUAACAGUACCUUUUGUUUUCUUCAUAGACUUUAGACACAUCAAUUUGUAAUUUAGGGUACUUAUCAAGGCACAUAUAAAAUAAUUUCCCGUGUAGGAAAUUCCAAAUGACCAGUUCCAGUUGGAACCAAUUUAUAAACCAAUUCCUGUUGGAAUUUGGGAGAAUUGACUGGAAAGUCUACUUGAGCAUGUUGAAAUCAAUUGAAAAAUCAGAAAAAAAAGUAACCCAAUAAGAAAAUCAAAAUACUAGUAGAAACCCAAAACCAGCUGUGGUAUUUAUUUGCUGAAAGCUAAAUUUCUACUUCAAGUUGGAAGGUGUAAACAUUUUAAUAAUAUGUUAAUGUUGCCAGAAUGGCUUUUCAACCUCACCAAGUGUAUUGAUAGUGCCAAAAAAAAAAAAAAAAUCUCAGAAAUCUUAAUGCAGAAAUUACAUAAUCGCCUCAGAUUCUAAUAUUUUUAUUUUUCCUGAUACAGCUGUUGUAUUCCAAGUUAUUUUGCUUUCUGUCCAGUCAGUACUGUUAGCCAGUUCGAAGCUGACAAAAUAAGGGGGAAAGGAGUUUAUUGGCAAUGAGAAUAAGAAAGAGAAACCCAGGCGUGGCUAGUUAUAGGACAUGGGAAAUGAGGUGCUGUUUCUUCGGUAGUCAGUCUGCGUACAACUACACACAUCUGGAGAUCUGAAGUCAGAUAGCAGAGAUGUGGCCAGGCCUUCCUGGGACAAAGGCAGUCGGCUCCAGAUGGGAAGUCAUCCGUGCCACCACACUCGACCCUGGCACAGGGGUUCUGCCAGCAUAGCUCAGUGUCCUUCCCUGACUACACUCAGUCUCCGUCUUUGACUAUAAAUAAUGUUUUAGCAAUACACCACAGUUUUUAAAUCAAACUAACAACCUUUUUUGUUUGUUUGUUUUUCAUGGACAUAAUCAAAUUUGGUACUGAAAGUUACGUUUUCGCAAGAAAAACUAAUUGGGAAAAGUUAAAACACUGAAUUAAAAUCUUGCAGGAAAAAAAAAAACCUGACAGACUCAGAAUAUAUUUGUUCACUAAAAGUAAGGCACUUUUAACAUGGGGCCUUAGAGAAUUUGGGGACUGCUGUGUUUCAUUGCUAGUGAACAGCCUUUACAUUUCCAAUGAGUGUAUGUUUGGAAUUGGUGACCCAUAUCCUAAAGAUUAAAGAAGACUUUAAUCCAAGAAAUUUAGAAUUGACUCUUUUAUACAAGAAACAAAUGUCUUUAUGAAAGGACUUGUUUCUAAAAUGACACAACGCAUGUGUUUUCUAAAACCCUAACUGAAGCUAGACAUAAAGGUCUCUUUCUACUAACAAAUGCCUUGAAGUCAAUGUUUUGAAAACAAGUACAAUUAACUUUAUAUUGUUAUUUUCCUCCAAAAUUUCAAGACCUGGGCCCUCAAAGCCAUGUAUCAGUUCAUUAAUUUUCCUGAUUGAGAGAAAACGUUUCCUAUUCUUGACCAGUUAUUCAUAUCUCUAGUCCCACCGACCUCAUGUGCCCUCCCCUCAUCUUGACUGUAUGUGCACCCCGUCAUGUACCCUGCUCACCUGAUAAUGAGGCUGCCUGAGAUCUUGUAAGUAAUCUCACACAUUUGAUACAUUUGAACAUGGCCUCAGUCAAAUGGACAAGCUGACAUCUGAUCCCAGCUUGUCAUCUCUCUCGUCAUCUAGCGAGGCUCACAGAAUUUUCUGUUAAGACAUUUAAGAGAGCUGUAUUCAUUGGGCUCUUUAUUAAGCAUAUAAUCUUCCAUUACUGAAUACUUUGUUAGAGCACAGAAGAGCAAUCUCCAGCAAACAAACUCUAUUUAUUACAUGUAUAGCACAUAUUUGCAUGAGAAAGAAAACAUUAGCCAAACAUUUUCCUGUAUGCUUUACUGGUUUCUUGUUUGUGCGCAUAAAAGCAUUCAAUUGCAGAGAGUACACUUGGGUGUAUAAAUUUAGAAUAGACUGCUGUUCAGCUUUUUCUGCAGUAGCAUUAGUAAUUUGGUCAUUUAACUACUUUAAGAUAUUUAUAUUUUAUGGCAGGUAGCUGUAACAGCAUUUACAUAUACUUCCUAGUCAACAAAGGUACCAUUUCUUUCAACUUUGAAGAUUCACUUAUUUUUCAAACCUCUCCAGCUUUUCUUUUCCCCCUUUUUGCUCUUCCAUGUCAUGCUGAAAGAGGGAGGCCCAUUUAAUCUGUACACAAAACUCAUCAUCAUUAGCCAUCAAAAGUUCGUACCUAGUUUGCUUUGCAGUCCUGUCCAAAAGCUAAUAAAAUUGAAAAGGGUAAAAUGUAUAUUUUUGAUGGAUGUAUAUACUAUUUCAUUUUAAUUUGGCAUAUCUUUCAUCUUCCUCCUCUAAGUUUCUCUCCUCCAAAAGAAGAAGAGAUAUGACUCUUACUUUCCUUUUAAAUGCUCAGAGUUGCUUGUGUAAAUGACAGAAAUCCAAAUAUAUAUGAAAUAAAAGUUUUACUUUUGUGCAAUAUACCAAGAACCUUUAAGAAAUUCCACAGUUACUUUGUUUUAAUUCAUUUCACUCAAAAUGGCAAAUUAUGACAAGCAAGAGAACUAUUUCUACAUCAUUGGAGGCUGUUUUCACUUACAGAAUAAAUCAUGGUAGAAUUCUGUGGUUCUUUAUGAUCAGUAACAAUGCAGUCUCGUCCAGCUAUGAGGAACUGUAGUCCUGGGAAAGGAAGAAAUGCAGUUUGUGGGUCCUUGUGCUUAUUCCCAAGGCUAUAAUGUUACGCCACCAUCAUAGUCAACACUGGUACCUUGUUUAUGCUAACACUUAAAACAAAGCCUAGUGGUGUUUACGAUUUGCUCUCAUCUCUAUAUAACUCUGAUGGGGAGAUUUGGAUUGCUAGUGAUUAGAGGCAUGGUUGUCCUAAAAAGACUCUGAAUUGUGUGACUAUUCAAAUCAUUGCAUUUCAUCCUUAUGAAAUGAGUUUUAAAGUCUGAAACAAAUUGAGACAACAAUUAGUUCUACUUGUUAUUCUAAAUAGUGUGUUAUUUACUCCAAUUUAUUAUUGUUGUUUGCAGAAAUGUAUUUUUGGAAUGUUAACCUCUUCAUACCUGCAUACUUGAACUUGUCUUUUGUGUGGGGGCCUUAAAUUUCAUAAUAGAAGAAUGGGGGAAGCAAAAGGGGAAUGAAGACAAGGAGACUGUGGCUAAAGAAGCUCUCCAUCUUCAGCUCUUUAAAUGAACAAGAUAUGGAGACAGUAUGUCUCCAAGAUACGGAGACAGCAUGUCAGUUAAGAAUGUUCUAGGCAACCUUAAUUUGCAAGCUAGUAUAUUUUCUUAUAUAAUUUUAUUUUGCUAUUUGCUAAAAACAGAAGAACACAAUACCAACAUACAAACUGCCCUAUCUCUCUGAUGAUAUGUGCACUACCUCUUCUCUAGAGAAAACAGUCUGUCUGUAAAGGGAAACGUCCUGGUUGUAGAGCGCUUGUUCUGACAACUUUGCCGCAGUUGGUGGUUAAAGGUGUUGAGAUACAGCUGCCCUUUAGAUUUUACAUGGUUCUCAAGUGCUUUCACCAUGAUUUCAUUUCCAUGUCAGUAAGAUUUUCUUGGCAUUGAUUUAUGACUUAUCAUGACAUGAGUUUAAGAAGAAGCCAUCCUAGGAAAGAAAGCAAACUGAAAGGAACUACCUCUGUGUGCAAAGGGUGGCUGAUAGGUCUGAGGAAGAGAACUCCAGAGACCUGCUGUUUUAAAGGCAGAGCUGGUUGAUCCUCGCCUUGUGUGGGCACGGAGGGUGUGUUGUAGCCACUUACUGGGUGUGGAUCUGCACUGUCUAGAACUCUCAUGUAAUUGGAACAAACGUCUUAUCAAUGUUUCAAAUAAAUGCUCCUGUAGCCCUUAUUCCUUUA
Messenger RNA from Alexandromys fortis (reed vole), 5845 nucleotides. It is a transcript of the gene Cacnb4, whose product is annotated as calcium voltage-gated channel auxiliary subunit beta 4. Bases 207 to 1766 code for a protein of 519 amino acids. Gene Ontology annotation, biological process: calcium ion transmembrane transport. Gene Ontology annotation, cellular component: voltage-gated calcium channel complex. NCBI's taxonomy places the organism in Eukaryota, Metazoa, Chordata, Mammalia, Rodentia, Cricetidae. The transcript has 14 exons. Gene Ontology annotation, molecular function: protein binding; voltage-gated calcium channel activity. The record is from RefSeq and is a predicted model, not a curated record.